AUGGCCGGUGGCCCCCAUGCUGACACCCUGGCAAUCAGCGGGGAACUCGGGGCAAUGCCUGACGAGAGGCUUUCGUGCGUCGCGCAGGCUUCCACGAUGUUCUACUCAAUGGUAACUGAGUUCCUUGCUGGAUCACAUCCUACCCUGCGAAUCCAGGUCUUGAGCAUGAUGGAGAAGGUGCCAGCUCCAUCGGAGACCCCGGCCACAGAGCCCGCACCAGCGUACAACCUUCCACCAGGCUACGAGGACGUGGCUCAGCCCAGGCCCGAAUCUCGAGCCUCGCUCGCAGAAGGCAGGCCGAUCCCCAGCCGGCCAGAAGGGCCGAGAGUUGCUUUUGCAGGCAGUGCCCCGCACUCAACACGGAGCCUGCCAAGCCCCGGCCCCUGCCAGUCGGCACAAGGCGCCACUCCCCAGUCCACGCCGUCUCUGCCGGCGGCGGAUGCGGCUUUCCUCUCCAGGUCCCAGGACCACGGGCCCCAACCGCGCGAGUUGCCAUCGAACAGAGUUCACACAAGCCUCCCAAUCUUUCCACCGCUGGCCACGAACCCUCAGCAGCCUCAGCCACAGGGGCCUCCCCAAGGGCCAGCUUAUGGAUAG
Symbiodinium natans is the source of this 597-nucleotide messenger RNA. The record is from the annotation of a GenBank genome assembly. NCBI's taxonomy places the organism in Eukaryota, Dinophyceae, Suessiales, Symbiodiniaceae.